Messenger RNA from Belonocnema kinseyi, 5610 nucleotides. RefSeq lists its product as uncharacterized. Bases 513 to 5417 code for a protein of 1634 amino acids. Gene Ontology annotation, cellular component: membrane. NCBI's taxonomy places the organism in Eukaryota, Metazoa, Arthropoda, Insecta, Hymenoptera, Cynipidae. The transcript is spliced from 19 exons. The record is from RefSeq and is a predicted model, not a curated record.
CUACGAGCCAGAUAUUGUCCCCUGAGGGUAAAAGUUUUCGAUCUUCAAGAUCCGAGUUGCUCAGCCCAUGAACGAAAAAUGUAAAGGUGCUUCCUAGUGUUUCCGUCUCGAGUUCCUUGUACCUCCCCCCAGCCCCAUGAUCCCCUCAAAGUUUGCGCGACGAGAAAAUCGACUUCGAGAACGGAUUCCUUUCUUGGGUGACUAAUGCAACCGGACCCCACGGUCUUUGCAAGGAUCUUUGCGGUUGAUUUUUUCAUCCAUCCAAAGUCAUGGCGAUGGCACCAAGUGACAAAGAUCGCGAUUCUGAAGCACGUGGAAAUUUCAAGAGGCGCCAGACAACGCCGAUUGUUUGUGUCGUUAUUGUUAAUAUUGGAGAAAAUCUAGUUUUGUGAAGUUUAACCUCAAAAUUUUGACAGAUUUUGAAGGCGUUUGUGACUGUGUUGUGGUCCUGUCCCAUAGAAAAUGACGUAUGGGUUUUGAACGUUCUUGGUAGGAGGUGGAGGUCGCUGACAAUGGCUGCGACAAUGAAGAUGAGUUUCUCAUUGUCCUCGCUGCAGCCCUCUAGCGAGACUCUAGAGGGACAAGAGCACGCGAGAAUGCGGGUGGAUAAGCCAUAUAACAGUCUUACCAAAAAAAGGAAGGAACCGAAACAGGAACAGUGCCAAUGUACCGUGGGAGGCCGAGAGGACUCCAAAGAUGACUUUUGGGCAGCAAUACGUACUAACUAUGACUAUAUUAUGGACACGAAUCUCAUCGAGAGUUGCAAAGAAGCUAACGGCGAACUUUCUUGGGACGAGGGUGAUGUUUUAACCCUCUCAUGGGGUUUAAACGAAGUUAGCUGCCAAUUUUCAGAACUCUACUCAUGGCUUAGAGUUCUUCAGGAGUUGGUUUACUCAAAGGAGGAAAAUCUUCUGGACAAAAGCCUGCGUGCAGCUCACAUGGAGGAGCUACGACGCAAGGCAUACCGUAGAAGAUUGUUUAACGAGCAAGCUGGAAAAUUGAUAUCUCGCGCCCCAGCUUUGAAAGAUGAAGUCGCAUGGCGCGUUGAUCAUCUCAAUGCAAAAUGGGAACUCGUUGAACAAAUUAUGGCUCCUGUUGCCAGGCCUGUAUCCGAUCACCAGGAUGUUUCUGCAGACUUCGAUCACGAAGUGAAGUGUCUGAGAAAAUGGCUACGUGAAAUGGAAGCUCGUCUUCAACCCCUGAGUUUCCAUGUCGAUUGGAGCAGAGCUGAACUGGAGGAAAAAGGAAUCGAGCACAUGGUUCUCCAAAAAGAUAUAGAAGCUCACGGUCGCAUAGUGAGUUCAGUUGUGAAGCUUAGUGAGAAGGUUUCGGGAGAGUGUGAGGAGCAACAAAAAGGAAACGAUCAACAACAACAAGAUCAGGAACAACAGCAUCCGGCAUUGAGAGUGGCAAGCUCUCUCGAACGUCGUUGGCAUCUUCUGUUUCUUCGAGCCUUGGAAUGGCAGUGUCACAUCGAGACACUCGCUUCUCGUACCUGCAACAAGAACGGUCUUUCGAGCAGUUGUUGUAGCAGUGAUAGCGACGAGGAGCCGGUCACGAAGCAACCACGUCUGAGCCGAAGGCAAUCACGAGAGUCUGGAAGGGAAGAAGGUGGUGGUUGUAGUUCUCCAGGGCAAUACGCUCAUUCGACACGCUCUUCAGGACGGGCAAAACGCGUCAGAGCAUUCAGACCCUGUCCUUCUGCCUCUGACCCUGGCACAUCGAAAGCCGACCUUUCUGACAGCGACGUGUCUUCCGAGAACAGAUUCAUCGACGAUGGAUCCUACUUUGAGGAUGAUCUUGAUGAGCUCUGUGUGAUGGACACUAGUCCCGAGGAUCUGAACAAGACAGAAUUGCACAUUUUCGACCGAGUCUCAGUUGGAUUGGGCGAUCAGGGCGAAGAGGGUGAUAUCGAGGAAGGCGGAUUGAGUGAAGAAGAGGAAUCAAAAGACGAAAUGGCACCUACGCCUGAUCCCGUUUCAGCAACGACAACGACGUCAAUCGAGAUUUCGAUUGAUGAAAUCGACGCUGGACGACGAACUGUUCAUGCAGAAGCGACCGUAUUUUCCUGUGGAUCCAAGUCUGCAUUUGACGCUCCUAGGCGUCGAAAAACUUUCGAAGACGCCUCUUUCAACACAUCCAACAGAAAGUCGAAGAAUUGUGCGACCUUUUACUUCAAGCACAUGGACACUGACUCAGAAGCCGAUGGCUCUGCAGCAAACGAGUCUCCGAACGUGGUUGAUGAUUCCUCCGAAGAAGAGUGGACCUACACAAAUUCCCGUUCAGAUGAGAUGUCUUGUCAGGUGGUAGAGCAAAAGACUCAUGUCAAGGUUCGCCUCGAUUUUGGAGAAGGUCAGCAGCAGCAGGAUGAUAAAAAUGAGGAGGAGGAGGAGGAGGAGGAGGAGGAGGAGGAGGUUGCUCUCGAAAAUAGAGCAACAGCAACUAAACGGCAGAUUGCAAGCAAGAGGACGCUGAGCUGUUGCGAAGAGAUGAUUCAGAAGGAAAGUGAGGAGGAAAUGAAGCAGGACAAGUAUGAUAUUCAGAGACUGGUGAUGGAGGUGGAGAAGCUUGUCCGAGAGGAAGGAAGAGUCGGAGCUUCCAGAAACUUUACGCCUCUGAUUUUUGAGGAUCGAAAAGACGGCGCGAACAGCAAUCGUGCCAAAUAUGCUCGCAUCAGGGAGUGGCUCAGGCUCAAUUAUGUCGAGAAAUAUGAUGAGAUGUCUAAUUCAGAGUAUCGUUCUUUGGACAGCUGCGACGCCAGCGGCGAGUACACAACUGGAGAAUCAGACGUCGAGAAACAGUCGAUCUCCUCCGAAGAUUUGCAGAGCAGCAUAGUUACUUAUCGUCGACUCGAUGGAUAUUUAGGAUGCGUUUCGCAGUCCGUUUCUCAGGAAAUUUUUGAUUCUGCGGAGAUGACGCCUGUGAAUGAAAGCUAUCAGCCAUUUAUAACGGAAACGAGCACUCCGAAGGUCGUGAUGAGAUCCAAGAGGAAGGCAAAUGGUCCCAGACCCUGGAGUGUUUCCUGCAUCACGCAAAUUAGGAACAACUCGAACGAAAAUGAAGGAAAUGACUCGAUCUCUCAGUUUUCCAUUUCCGAGACUGCUCUUCAUCAACUCGUCGCAUCUUCACCCAUCAAAUCGAUGUCCUUGGAUGCAACAGGUUCAACCGCUCCAUUCAAUAACUCAACAUCGACCUUAUUGGAAGAAACCGUAAGUGGUCAGGAUGCUCGCACAAUAAGGACCAGUUCACUCCGCAGGAGAAAAAGCAGAUUGCGCAAAAAGACUUUGAGUCGUAAGAGUGAAUCGGGAUCCGAUGGUGUAAAUGCAAUUCAGAAUUCCGGAAGUAGCGACGGCAGUUCGAAUCAUCAUUGUUCCGCGCGAAAUCGGUCAAUUCGAACAAUAGCGCGAGACUCUCAUGGACGCUUGACGACUCUCGUCAAGUCUGGAUCAUUUUCUGGAUGUCCUGCCAAUCAGGAGUUGUCUGGUGAGCGACUUUCCGUGAGCGAUCCUGCUCCGGUGAAAAGACUCACUUACUGUCAGUCGAACGCUUCUACUUCCGACGCAGAGGAGGAGGAACGCACCUGCAAUCGGGGCAAGGAAAUCUGCAGUGGACAGUUCAACGCUGACAGUGAUGUCGAGAAGAAUAGUCUGGGAACUGUUUCCUUCUCUGAGCAAGCUUGGGACAAUUAUCAGGAAAAUUAUAUGAGCGAGGCUUACAGUGAAGCACCUGAUCUUGAAGCUGCUCGCCGCCUUUUGGAUUUUGGCGACGACUACAGAAAUUAUUUCGACAGUCAAUCCGACUGCGCGUCUAGCAUGGGCGCGAUUCGCGACUGUUCAUCGCCUAUUCCUAGAAGGCGUAUAAAAACUGCCGUGACUGAAGACAUCGACAGCGACAGCGACGUUGAGGACUCGUGUAAAUUGAUUGAAAAGUCACAUUGUCAUCUGAUGCACGCUGAAAAAUGUAUGAUGAAUAAGGGACUUCUGAUAGGCGAUGAUUGUGCGGAGAUUGCUGGUGCUUGCAGGGAAAAUAUCAAGUCUCUUCGCACUUUACUGGAAUCUGGUGGCGUUUCCCAGAGAGACAAGCACGGCAAACAAAUUCGAGGUUUGCUAGAAAGAUGGGAAUCGCUAUCGACCAGGGUUGAAGAGGCCCGAGAAGAGGCUCAAAGAGCCAAUUCAAUUCAUCGCGACAUAGCAGCUAUGCACCUCGAAUUUCGAGCAGCCCACGACAGAAUCAUGGCCUAUGAAAUUGUCCUCGAAAAACCUCAUGUUCUGGACCAGCGCAUCAAUCAAAUUACGAUAUGUAUCCACUGUACGAAGGUCGUCGAUACCAAGGACCAAAAACGACACUCCAGAAACUGCACAGUUAAGGAAAGUCCGGGUUUAUACGAAGAACCAGAUGUGUUAAGUUCGAGCGACGAUGAAGAUGAGGUGGAAAAUACUGUUCAAAGUUCCGGACGAGCGAAACAAGCUCAAAAGGAUGAUGAGACCAGCCGAAUUAUUAAUGCCGUGCAUAUUCGGCAACCUCUUUGGGAUACGCGAAUGAAUAAACUUGAAAGAAAUUAUAAGAUCCAGACGCAACUCUGGGCUGACGUUGACGAGGAAUUAGGAUUGGAAACAGGAAAAGCAAAAUCCCUUUGGGGUUUGAUUAGACACAGAUUUCACAGUGAGAGACGCAAAGUUGAAGCUGGAGAUAAAACUGUUUGGCAAUAUUACACUCCUCUUCUUUUCCUGGUUGCAACUCGUCAAAAGAAACAACAAUCGCCAGCUGUUACACCAAAAAAUUCCACAUCAAAAUCCCCGUCACCAAAAAAAACGACGCCGCGAGAGGUGGUUCAGAAAGUCAUCACCUCGCCAAAAGUCUCGUCUCCGAAAGUCGCCUCGCCAAAAGUCACGGUACCAAAAAUGUUUGAGCCAAGGAAAAAGAAAGAGACGACCCCAAGAGCCUCGAAUGUGGCUUCCAACUCGACUUCCAAUAAUUCGCCAGUGAUGAAAGAAACACACCAGUUUUUCCCGUCGCCAAACAAGCGAGGACGAACCAGCAGAAGCAAUAUUCAGCCGCUUUACGCUCUGCCACCACCGCCCCCAAUUUCCAUGAAUGACAGCCGAAAACGAGAAGUUUCCGUCUCAUCUUCCGACUCUGAUGUGGACGUUGUCGAAGAAAUUGACAUGAAUGGCUCUCUGAUGCGAACACACUUUGAGAAUCCGAUUUCCUACAAGCGAGUUUGCAUCCGACAAUUGCAGGAGACCCAAGUCCAGAAUCUUGACGAUGACGACGAGGACGACGAGAUAAGGCGAUUCUGCUCGUAUUUGGAGGUCAUGUUGAGAAAAUUGCCAAAAGAGAAUCAGGAAAUGUUCUGCGAAGAGACUCUGGACCAUCUUGCUUCGGUCAAUCGGAAACUUCGAAGAUCCAAUUUUUAGGGGGACUUGGAGAAGAGGGAACAGCUAUGGGAAAAGCAGAAAAAAAAAUAAUUAAAGAGAGGGAUCACAGUCUGUUUUUCUAUUUUCGAAAGAAUUGCCCCCCUUUUUUUCCCCCUUUUGUGCUAUAUUUGAGAAUAGAGUUUUUGAAUUAGUUGGGAUAUUUCGGACUGGAAAAGUAGUCGAGAGGUUGAAU